AUGGCAACUGAACAGCUGCAAACCUACCUGCAGAAGCCGCGUGUUUUCGUCACUACGGCCAUUUCAGAUGACACCGAUGGCGCUGGGUCGCUAGCUCGUUAUCUGCUAUACUCAAAUCAAUUCGAAACGGAAGGAUUGGUUGCUUGCACGAGUACCUGGUUGAAAGAUACAGUGUGCCCGCAAAACAUCGAGAAAAUCAUCAAUGCGUACGCUGGUGCAGUGGGCAACUUGAACAAACAUGUUCAUCAGAAUUGGCAGUAUCCAAGCGCGGAGCAUUUGAAGAGCCUGGUCAGAACAGGUGCCAAGGCAUAUGGUAUGACUGCAAUCAGCACUGAUGGUGAGCUGUCUGCGGGUGGGCAGCAUCUAUACGACCGUAUCAUUGCACCUUCAACACAGCCGUUAUGGGUUCUAUGUUGGGGCGGUACGAAUACACUCGCGGAGGCAUUGCUCAAGAUCGAUGACAACUACUCUCCCGAAGACUCGGAACGCCUGCUGUCCCGUUUACGUGUCUAUGCUGCUUCGGAUCAAGACAACUCAGGAGCAUGGAUUCGCAACAAUUUCCCUCAGAUAUUUUAUAUUGUCUCAAUACACGGAUGGAACCAUUACAACAUGGCCACUUGGGCUGGUAUCACUGGCGACAAGUACUAUGGCUUCGAUCAAGGUGGUCCUGACUAUACGAAGAUGGAGCGCAGUUGGAUCGACGAACACAUCCGCAUCGGAUCCUUAGGCAGCGCGUAUCCAGAUCAUCCAUGGGUUCCAGAAGGCGGCACGCCUACGUUUCUCUAUCUCACUCAAAAUGGUCUCGGUGUGCCUGACUGCCCUGAGUACGGAUCCUGGGGCGGACGAUAUGCCCGCACAGAUGUCAGCUCCGCAGGCUUGAAUAGCAAUCAUCACGGGGACGUCGUAGACCGAGUUAAGGGAAUCGAUGGCCGGAUGCACACCUCCAACCAUGCAACCAUCUGGCGCUGGCGCGACGCCUUCCAGAACGACUUUGCUGCGCGCAUCAAGUGGAGCAUGGAGCCUGACUUUGCGAAGGCGAACCACCACCCUGUCAUCACCGUCAAUGGUGAUUCGGGUCUGGCACCUAUGCGCAUCGACGCCGAAGCUGGAUCCAAAGUUACCCUUGAUGCGUCUGGUACAUAUGAUCCAGACAACAACAGCAAACUCACUUUCAAGUGGUGGCAUUAUCGAGAACCAACCGCGACGCAGUGGUGUGUGGAGAUGGAAGUCACAGAAUUGAAGAUUGAGAAGCUCGACGAUGAAGGUAGAAAGGUUGAGGUAACGUUGCCGCCGCCAGAGAAGUGUGCUGUGGAAUUAGAAAGCAGCAAACCUGUAUCGAUGGGACAGUUGCUGCAUUUGAUCCUGGAGGCCACUGAUAACGGCAGUCCGAACUUGACAAGUUACCGACGGGUGUUGAUACAGGCCACGAAUAAGGAGUUGAAAGGUGGUGCAUAA
Messenger RNA from Dothidotthia symphoricarpi CBS 119687, 1455 nucleotides. RefSeq names its product DUF1593-domain-containing protein. The transcript has 2 exons. Gene Ontology annotation, molecular function: hydrolase activity, hydrolyzing N-glycosyl compounds. The coding region runs from base 1 to 1455 and encodes 484 amino acids. The record is from RefSeq and is a predicted model, not a curated record. Lineage: Eukaryota; Fungi; Ascomycota; Dothideomycetes; Pleosporales; Dothidotthiaceae.